Molecule: messenger RNA, 4160 nt
Organism: Vespa velutina
Lineage: Eukaryota; Metazoa; Arthropoda; Insecta; Hymenoptera; Vespidae
Gene: GckIII
Product: serine/threonine-protein kinase 26
Exons: 11
Coding region: 1730-3859 (709 amino acids)
Biological process (GO): protein phosphorylation
Molecular function (GO): protein kinase activity; ATP binding
Source: RefSeq, a predicted model, not a curated record
CUGUCCGCGACAUAAGAAAAUCAAGAUGGCGCUCCUCUGUUUGCGGAUACCUUUGCGGUGGAUAUAAAUACGUUCUUAAAAGAAGAGUGUGUUUGGGGGGAAGUUCGCUGAGGAGAAGAUUAAAUCGUGUCGUACGUCGAGAGGCCGCCUGUACACGUUGUCGCCGAGUGGUUCACGUUAUUUUAAACGUCGAUCGAAAGAAAGAAAAAAAAAAAAAAAUCAUAAAAAGACGGAGGAGGAGAGAAGGCUAGGCAGGCGAAAAAGAAUCGUCAUCGAGAAUCGUCGUCCUUCCUCUCCUCUCCGUCGCCGUUUUUAUUGUCGUCGUCCUCGUCGUCGUCGUCGUCGUUGUUAUUGUUGUCGUUGUCGUUCUAGUUUUCGUCGUCGUCGUCGUCGUUGUUGUUGUUGUUAUCGUUGUCUACGUUGCUCGUAUUCGUUGAUCGUCGUCGUAAUAAUCACCUACAGCGCCGCCGGUGCUGCCGACAAUAUCGUCGCGGCACAUUGGGGAAGAGAGAUCGAAGGUGUGCGUUCACUGCAGCGGCCACCUGAGGAAUGUUGGCGGAUCGGCCUUUUCGAGUUGUUCGUCGUCAGAGAUUUGGGAACUAAUUGUUUAACGUUUAAAAUAAUUCGAAGGAAGGACGGAGGAGAGUAAGGAUAGAAAGUAAAACGUGCGCGUUAUCGGCGCUAUAGAUUGCGGUGGUUUGCCCUAUACUAGAACGUAUAGGGACGUUUUGAUAGUAAGAGAGAGAGAGAGAGAGAGAGAGAGAGAGAGAGAGAGAGAGAGAGGGAGAGAGAGAGAGAGAGAGAGUGUGUGUGAGUGAGAAAGAAUAAGCGACAGGGACGGGAGGAAGAGCAGAAACUCGAGUAAAGACAAAACGGAGACGAGUGAGGAAGACGAAGAGGGUGAGAAAGAGCGUGAGAGGAAAGACAGAGAGAGAGAGAGAGAGAGAGAGAGAGAGAGUAGAAGGUCGUGAAACGAACGAACAAGAGGGAGAUAUAGAAAAAAAGAGAGAGAACGUUCGGGGGAGGGGGACUCUAAGCGCGGAAGGUGCUCGUUCGCGGAUCUUCCGUGACGUAUGUGUGUCGCGGAGGGUUGCCUGAGAGGUCCGUCGCCGCGAAUCGUGUCGCCGCGAGUGCCGUCGUCGUCGCGGCGCGAGUGCCGUUCCCGGUUUCGUCGAUGCGCCGCUGCAGCCCGUUGUUGUACCUGCAUCACCACGAAACGGACGACGAGAAGCUCGGCUUCGUUCGCGGCAACAACAGGAGGAGAAGAAAUUAGUCCGCCGGCUCUGGCGGAGGUUCGUGUUCGCCGGCAGCGGUGGGGCAAGGAGGCGCCGGAAGCAGCCGCGAGUCCGGAAGCAUAGCGAAGAAGAUGGCCUUCAACGAGACAAGGAAAGACAUGCAUCGAGUAAGGACGACCAUAAGGAUAAGUUGGAUCAUAAUCAACAGCAAGAACAUCAACGAGUCCAAGAAUAUCGAGGGAAGAAAAUAGCGACUUAUAACGAUCGUCAAUUUUCCUUCCUUCCAUCCAUCCGUUCAUUCAUUCAUCCAUAUCCAUAUCCACCCAAAAAAUCCUCUUCCUUUUUCGUUACGAUAAAUCAAUCGGUAAUAGAAGGUUUGAAAAGGGAAAAAUCUUGAUAAAGAUAAAAAGAGAAGACAGAGAAAGAAGAAGAAAGGAAGAAAGGAAGGAAGGAAGGAAGGAAAGAAGUAAGAAAGAAAAAGAAUAAAAGAAAAUAUGAGAAACGGCGGCCAACCGCAACAGACGGCAGUAAUGGCGCCACCACAUUUGAACGGUUCGGCGCAAUUUAUAUCCGGCGGUUAUGUCGGUUAUCUUCCCCGACAGUCCUGGGGCCAGUUUCAACCCUCUCAACAACAUCAACAACAACAGCAGCAACAACAACAUCAACAACAACACCACCACCACCACCACCAACAACAACAACAACAACAACAUUCGAGAAACGGAGGAAGACCUUUGUCGCAUCCACCACCGCCUCCACCACCCUCUAGAAGAGAGAGUCAAAGAGCCUGCGGUAAUGGUCCCGCCAAUACGAAGAACCCCUCUAAUCCGCAUUCCAGGGGCGGAACGCAUCGUAGCACCACCCCCUCGAAGGUGGACCCCGAGUUGAUAUUUACGAAACAAGAGCGCAUUGGUAAAGGUAGCUUCGGUGAGGUUUUCAAAGGUAUCGAUAAUAGGACACAACAAGUCGUUGCCAUUAAAAUCAUCGAUCUCGAAGAAGCGGAGGAUGAGAUCGAGGAUAUUCAGCAGGAAAUUAUGGUCCUGUCGCAGUGCGACAGUCCAUACGUUACCAAGUACUACGGGUCCUACCUCAAGGGUACGAAACUAUGGAUUAUCAUGGAGUACUUGGGUGGCGGUUCGGCUCUCGACUUGAUGAAGGCCGGCAGCUUCGAAGAAAUGCACAUUGCGGUAAUAUUGCGGGAGGUACUAAAAGGACUGGAUUAUCUUCAUAGCGAACGUAAGCUUCAUCGUGAUAUAAAAGCGGCGAACGUUUUGCUGAGCGAAAUGGGCGACGUCAAAUUGGCGGAUUUUGGUGUUGCUGGCCAACUUACUAAUACUACGAGCAAACGUAACACCUUCGUUGGUACUCCUUUUUGGAUGGCACCAGAAGUUAUCAAGCAAUCUGCUUAUGAUUCUAAAGCUGACAUUUGGUCCCUCGGCAUUACGGCGAUCGAACUGGCGAAAGGAGAGCCUCCUAACAGCGAGCUACAUCCCAUGAGGGUCCUUUUCCUCAUACCUAAGAACAAUCCACCACAGUUAACUGGGAAUUACACGAAACAGUUCAAAGAGUUCGUCGAGGCGUGCUUAAAUAAGGAUCCCGAGAACAGGCCAACGGCGAAGGAGCUUUUAAAGUUUCAAUUCAUAAGGAAGGCAAAGAAGAACUCGUACUUGAUCGACCUGAUUGACAGGUACAAGAAGUGGAAGUCACAACGAAGCGAAGAGUCCGAGACGGAGAGCGAGAAUUCAGACUCGGAGGAAUCAAAGCAAGAUAGCGACAUGGACGAGCCAUGGAUAAUGACAGUGAAGGGUCCACACGGAGUUAAAGGAUCCGUAGUACCUAUGUUGCCACUGGACGAGCAACCUACCUCGUUAACCGUGACUCACACACUGAAUCAUAGGUCCUCGAACCAUAAUCAACAAACGAAACCGCAUGCGAAUGGAGCUUCGCGAUCGCCACCUAAAGAAUCAACGUUGAAUCAUUACAGAAGUGAUUCCAGAGAUUCCCUACGUGACGGACAAAGCAAGCACACAACACCGUUGAGACCUCACGAAGCUGCACCACCACCACCGAUCGACACGCGAGAGAAAAGAGACGAGCGAGAUUUUCGCGAUUCCAGCAGAGAAUCAACUCUGAGGGAGCCAAAGGAAUUACGUGAUAGCAGGGAAAGGGAUAGGGAUGGUAGAGACAGGGAACGAGAUAGGGAAGGUAGAGAAAGGGGGGAUGCUGUUACGAGAGAUAAAAGAAACAGUAAACCGGACGUACCAGUGGUACCAAUGGUCGACCAUAGAUCUACCGAGGACAAGCAACAGCGACCAAGGAGUUCACAAGAACUUAAACACCCACGAAGCGCUGCCCUAUCGGCCGUAGUCUUGCCCCUUCUAUCAGAGCUCCAACGAAAGCACCAGUAUUCCGCGCGAGACAAUAACGGCGAAGGUGGAAGUGGCGUUGGAAAAAAUGGUGGCGCGAUAGAAGAACUACGUGGUGCCUUUGAAAUGGCUGAACGUACGUCUCCAGGAAUGACCGAAGCUCUUAUCAGGGAACUUCUUAAAUCAUUGCUUCCGGCCAAUCACUCGGAGGGUCGUCUAUCCAUGCUAAUGGAGAAAGUUAUAUUGAGGGAUACGUAGGGACGCGAGAGGUCGAAGGUUCGCAAGAGAUUGUGGUCCGAAAAUGUCCUGACAUUAUAAUCGUUCGUUACUUCUCUAUUAUCAAGCUUAUUUAUCACUCCGAGCCAGCUCAUCGUUAAAACGCCAUUUCCGAACUUGAAGAAAAGCUAUAGCAGAAACGAGGAUCGUCGUGAUUAAUAUACGAGUAUGCGUUUACAUCUUUUUAAAUAACUUUAAUGGCCGAAUUACAACGAAAUCUAUCGAACCUUUAUCUAAACGAAUUAAUCUAAAGAAGAAGAAAAAAAAAAACAAAAAAGAAAAA